Molecule: messenger RNA, 9569 nt
Organism: Toxoplasma gondii ME49
Lineage: Eukaryota; Apicomplexa; Conoidasida; Eucoccidiorida; Sarcocystidae
Gene: AP2IV4
Product: AP2 domain transcription factor AP2IV-4
Exons: 1
Coding region: 919-8139 (2406 amino acids)
Source: RefSeq, a predicted model, not a curated record
CUUCUCUGCCUCUCGAAAACCCUCCUGAUUCCCUUUCACCGGAAGAAUGAAAAGAACGCGGUGCCACGUCCUGUUUCCUUCCAGCGCGACACCCGGACCCAGUCGCCGUUUGAGCUGUCCUAGGUCAUUCGCACUGCUCCGGCGCGCGUUUGUCCUGUUCCCGUUCUCAGCAGUUUGUUGCCGAACUUUUUAGGUUUUCCCGCGAAAGCUUCGUCCUAACACUGCGAUUUGUUCGGCGAAGUCUGCUUUCCGGCCGCCCAAAUGCGUGGAAACCGAUGCCUGGACAUGGUGUAGGACACUGGGACAGGAAGGUGUUCGCGCGCGCGUUUUGCGUCGUAGCGCUCAACUCUUCGGCAAGACAAGCCGCAGAGAGCCUCUUUUCGCUCCGUGACCCGACCGCGUAGAGUUGUGUUAGGCUGUUGUCUUUCGCCCGUGUCGGCGGCAUCUCAAUGACAUUUGCGAAUCCGUCCGAAAACGCGUCCGAUUUCUGUCCGUACAGAAAACGCUGUCUUCUUCAGUGAAGCCCCGCCCGUCUGAAACCCUUGUUCGUGGGGAGGGUGCUUGUCUUGUCCGCUCCACGGAGACCAGUCCAUUUUCCUUGAAUCCUGCUGUUGCUAUGGCGCUGUCACCUUGGUGAAGUUUUAUCGCUUUCAGUUGCGAAAGGGAAUGCAUUUUCCCCGUGAAAACUGCGGGUAAAGUCUAGCGACUCCACCCGCUCGUCUUCGCGGGCACCUGGGCGGGUCCGGCAACGAGCGAGCGCUAGCUGCGCGUCCGGGAAGACAAGUGUCUUUGCGAAAUUCCUGCGUUUUCCUCGUCUCACAUCCAUCCUGCCUUUUUGUCCACCUCUCACCCUUCCGAUUUUCUUAGUGCCCAAAAACAAGGCAGUGGCUUCCACAGGCAGUCCUCACGCCACCCACCAUGGCCGCACCCGCACCGAGCGCGGAGGCCCGGCCCGCCAAGAGGCGGUGCUUCCCGUUGCCUCGGGAGACUCCAGUUUCCUCCGAAGACGAGACACGGAAAACUUUGCAGCACGAUACUCUAGGUUGUCUCCCCCGCAGCAGCUCUGGACAACCGGAGCUGGCAGCCGCGAGUGCCGCCUCUCAAGUGGGACAUCUGUCUUCAGCGGCUUUACUUCAGCUGGUCCAGACACAAAGCGCUGGAGGAGUUCCUCAAGCCGUUCUCCGCAACCUAUUUUCUUCGAUUCACCGGAAUCCGAAGCCCCUUCCCGCCAACGCGUUGGCUGCCACGCCGAAUUCGUCGCUCUACGCCUCCCUUACCUCGUUGUCUUCCGCUGCGGCGCUUCCAGGAGCCGGGCCGGCGUAUUCUCAAGCGCCGUCCCCUGCGUCAGCAGAUUUGCUGCAAAGCGAACAAUUCAGAAGCGCUGCGAAAAACCCCUCUCCAAAUGAGGCCUCUCCCAUUCUUGCACUGCUGGGAGAGGCAGCGCGUGCCGCCACGACUCCGAGAACGGUCCCUGCACUUAGCGCGGUCUGCCCAGCCGCCUCAUCAGGUGUUUCUCUGCCUCCUGCUUCAGAUACUCUCGCUCUCGCCCAAAGUUCUCUCAGUUCCUCGACUGGAUGCGCUUCCGACGUCAAGGCUUCUCGGCCAGAGGAACACCCCGCCUUCGCCUCUGGAACAGCCAAUCGCCAGUCGUUGCUUCAGGCCCUGCUUCUGUCGACGGCCCCGCUCGCGUUUUCUGGGCCUUCCCUGUCGUCGGCUUCGACCACACUUCCGGCUUCCUCUGGAGCAGUGUCUUCGAGGAACGCGGGCGCCUACCAGUUCGAGAGACUGCUGCAGGCGGAAGCGGCGAAAGUCAAGGCUCUCCUGCCUAACACAACUUCCAAAAGCAUGUCGCAGUCAUCGGUGCCACAGAGAGACCUCACCCGAAAGACAAGUCUCUUCCCGGACCCACGGGGCCUCUCCGCCGAUGAUGCAAGUCGCCGAUACAACACACGAGGAGCCAACAGCGGGGGCGCUGGCCUGCGACGCGGGACCGGCGUGCAUGCGACGACUGAACAAAGCGGCGCAUUGGAUGCAGGAGAACGGACACGGCCCUUUGGAGCUGGAGAAGAUGAAAGUGCGCAGGGCAAACCUGAUUCUCGAGGACGACAGAGACCAGGUGCACUGGAUGCCUCAAACAUUCUUGGUCUCUUGGCUGCCUUCCAGCCCUCCCAGGCUCCAGCGAUUCGAGACCUAUCUGCUCCAUCCCACCUCUCCGCUGCUGCGACAGGGGCGCUUCCUUUGACCGCGUCUUUCACAGCAUCCGCUCUCGCCUCGUCCCAGUGUCUGCCUGCUGGUACCCCCGCUUCGUCUUCAGCGAGUCCUCCAUUCUCGGAAGUUCUGUCAACCACUGAGGAAAGUUCGACUACAAAGGAGACUGACGCAUCUGCGAGCACUUUGUUGGCUUUUCUCCAGAAAUAUAGUGCGGUCUCGGGGUUGGGAGGAGCUUCUGACUUCCUUGGUCAGCUUCAAGGGAAGACCUCUCUCCCGCCUCUGUCUCUGGCGGAGCCCUCGUCUGCUCUACCUUCUUCGUUCCUCGGAGGGUCGGACGGAGGCACUAUCGACACAAGGAAUGGGAAUGGCGAGAAAACGACGCCGCCUAUCCAUCUUUUCCAGUCGGCGUUUCGAAUGCCUUCGCCGUCUCAGCAGAACCUGUUGGACGCGUUGCUGGCAUCAUCCUGCACGACCGCCACAUCCCGCUCGGACGGUUCCGGAAACCUCGGCUGUCCGGUGGUCGAUGAGCGAAACGCGAAGCUCGCGGGUCCUGCACAUCCUCUCCCUUGCUCCUUUCCUCAGAUCUCGAGCUCCAGCGGAGAGCCCGGACGCAAGACCGGAGGUCGCGUUCACCGCCAGGGAACGUCCCAGAGCGGCGGUCGCGUGAGGAGUGGAAAGAAUGGUGGCUCUGCAGCGCCGCCGCGACAGAGUUCGAGUGACAAUGUGCCUUCCACGCCCACUGUCUCAUCGCAUGAGGCUCCGCACCGAGCAGGCUUCCCUUCUCAAACGCCGUAUGAGCUAUCUGCCUCGCCCUCGCACCAGCUCGACCUCCUGCGUCUCGGCGCCUUCCUGGGCGGCGCCGGCAAGCAGGACGCUUCAGUCCACUCUGAUGAGACCGGCACGCUUUCCGGGGAGCCUUCUCAUCGCAGCUGCUCCCUGUCGCGCGGCCUAACUCAGGAAAGCGUUCUCCAGCUCUCCGACACCACCAGCACAAGUCGUGAAGGCGAGCCUAACGAGCCAAGCCAAGGGUGCGUCAACGUUGCUGCCUCGCUGCCUGCUUUCGGUCCUCAGCCCUCGUCUGGCGCGGCCAAGGCCCGAGAAGGCCGCCGGGGCGCGGGCGGCGCCGGUGCCGCGCCUCCGGUACCCUUGAGAGCAGACGUGACGCUGGGCGGAAAUCGCCCGCACUACCAUGUGGCAAAGCAAGAGUGGAGAGUGCGCUAUUACAUGAACGGGAAGAGAAAGAUGAGGACUUACAGCGCGAAGUUCUACGGGUACGAAACGGCACACACGAUGGCUGAGGACUUUGCUCACUAUGUGGACAAACAUGAGGCCCUGCCGGACUCGAUGAUGAUGACUGCGAUGAUGCUGCAGGCGCAAGCAAACUCAGCGGCUUCCUCAGGGCAAACUGUGCCUCUCGCACGUGGUAUAAGAGCCUCAAGCGCUUCAACCGGAGCCGGAGGUCACGUCUCUAAGUCUGCAACGAAAGGGAGUGUAGCCGCUAGCUCCGAGGGUUCCACAUCUAUGGGGUCCGACGCGACUAGAAGCCAAGAGGGCGAAGCCGCCGAACUGUGCCCUCUCGCUGCAGGCCUUUCGCGCCCCCUCGCCUCGAUGCACAGCGCAGCAGGCAAUGCUGUGGCGCAAGGAAGACAAGAGUCGAAGGAGGAAGCGCCCGGUGGCCAAGCCUGGUUCGGAGAACCCGGCAAAUUCCGGGCGUCUUCCGAGGCGGCUCUGUGCGGCUCUGGCUCUUCAGCUGAAGGCCGAGACGGUCACGAGAGUGAGGUCCUUUGGGCGACCUUAGGGAAAGUUCAUGACGCGAGUCAGGGAAAGAAGAUUAAACCUGAGAAGCCUCUGACAGUGGCUCGGGGGCGCCUUGCCCUCGGAGCAGAAGACAAGUCCCAGAAUCUUGGAGUUGACCUAGUUGAUAGCGGAGAGGCGCAGGGGCUGCCUGGCGUCCGCCAACCCCGUCAGAUGAAGAACUCAGAAGAGUGCAGCUUGAGGGACAGUGACAAAGGCAUGGCGCUGAGUAAACGCUUUGGGUUCCUUCCGUCGCAGACCCCCUCGUGCGACUCAAUGACCCUCCCGUUUCCUGGAGGCUUUGACGCACUCUCGCUCUCGUCAGCCUUGUCGUCCUGUGCGUCUUUGCCGGUCGCCCACGAAGGAAACAACUUCCAGAAAGGGCACACGGGAGAUAUUGUAGCUCUCGCGUCGCAGUCAGGCACCCAGCGACCUGCUUCUGUCGUCCUGUCUCGGGAUGCGAACGUAUCGGGCUCGUCACCUUCGCAUCCUACGUGGCAGAGAGAAGGGGCUGCUGUCUCGGGCCGAGCAGAUGAAUUUUCGUCUUUGAGUGUGACCCCGUCGACGGUGCCACUAUCUUCCUUUACCAUGGAGGACAUCAAGGGCGAGAAAGGAGACCCUUCGCGUCGUUUUGCCCUGGUCGGCGAAAGCAUGAAGAAUGUGAGUGCACCCGAAGUCCAGGCGCUGUUCCCAACAUCCAGCAUUGCGAACGCUGAGCUUCUCCCUGUUGACUUUCUGCACUCCAACAGCUGCAGUGCAGACAAGCUGGAGUCGUCAAUCCCUCGAGGCUUAGCCGGAAACAAUCCGAGCAUGACGGCGACAGCCGUUGCGGCGACCGCUGUUAGCCACCAGAUCUUUGACACGAUCACUUUGUUUGGUGAGUUCCUUCGCGAGUUUGCCAAGGAAAAAGUCAACGAGUUUCACGAGUACGGCCUUGAAGCCUCCCCUCUGACAGUCGAAGCCAGCUCGGAAGUUUCCCUGUUCGGAAAGGCGACUUUUGGGAGAUGUCCCGUUGCCGGCGGCUCUACCCCCGCUGGAAUUAGCAAGAUGAGCGGCGAGACCCUUUCGGGCCUUUCUGCCUCGGAACUGUCUCUCGUGAGCGCCCGGACCAACACGACGACUGGGGAGGAGCAGUUCGCUCUUGCCCGCGGUUUGUUCCCUGGCGACUCUGAGGGCGACAGGGAUGAGAAGAAGCCCCAGCUGAGCCAGCAGGAACUCCUCGUUCUUUCGCAUGCACUUGUGAAUCUCACUUCCUCGACCUACGUCUUGAUGCACACGCUCAAGGCGUCUUUGUCCAAGUCGACGGAAGCCGUCCAGCUGCACCAGCCCCUGUUGGAGGCAGCUUCGGAGGCGAAGGCCACCGACGAGGCAAAGACCCGAGAGGAGCAGGAAAGCUCCGAGUGCGAUCACGAGUACCCCCCGCGUAGCUCGCUCGAAGCCACAACGGGCGCCCUCCCCUUCCGGUUGUCACCGGCUCUCUCCGCCUCCUCGAAAGACCUGCCUUCGCUCUCGGCUUCGGCCUCGCUCGAGAGUGUCACGCCGUUUGCGGGGCUGCCCUUGGAGGAAGGGACGUUGUCUGCGUCUGUGGGCCUUGCGUCGAGCGAUGACGAGCAUGACACUUCCCUGCUCUUCAAGACCGAGGCAGCAAAGAAACGCAGCCUUUUCUCCACCGCUGCAGACGGGGACGAGUCCAGGACCUACAACGACGGUCUCGGCCAGCCAAUGGAAGAAGAAAUCAGGAGCUGUGUGAGCACGAGCUGUGGAGAGGCGGUGGCGACGACGACUCUCUCUGCCAUUGGCCCGGGGACAGGAGCCUCAGGCGCGCUUCUCGACUCAGAGUCGAGAGAGAGCUUGGGCGAGAAGCCUGGAGCCGCCCUUCGCGCAGGUGCCCACACUCCUGCACCGAGUCGCGCGCCAACGCCGAGCAGAACGUUUUCCUUCACGAGCUCUUCCACUGCGACGUCUGCAGCGCUUCUCUGCGACUCCAACGUGGUGCAUGAAAAACUCAGAGCUCAGGGAAAAGACUCAGAGGCCGGGGAAAGGAAGGGCGACAGCGAGAAAGAGGAGGAAGUCGAGAUGUGGAAGGAAGAGGACGAAGAAGUCCAGAGGUGCACAGGAAGUGCAGAAACGGACAGCACAGAAGCGACGCGAGGCGAGGAGGCAUGGCGACGAGGCAAACAGAGCGAAAAGAAGCCAAGUGUCAUCACCACGGCGCUCAACUUGUUGGAAACCCACCGGCAUUUGGCCCUGACCAUCUCGCAGCUGAAGAGGCCCGUGGCACAGCAGCUCCGCUUCAUUUUGCCCAUUGCUGCUCCUCAGCUGCUUCCCUGUAUCUUGCCGCCUGCUUCGUUUCAAGGCCCUGGAGAGAGUGGUGACGGAAAGGCGGAGGCGGAGGCCAAGGGAAGCUCUUCUUUGGGGCAGGUCCUGGAAACCGCGCUGGGCCAUGGGACGAGACUCGCGCCCUCAGCUUCAGCGAUGGUGCCUCCAAGGAAAGACGAGGCCGCGAGUGCUGUGCCGGAAGCCAAGACCUUCACGGGGCUCGCAAACGCUGGCGUAAUGCGGGAGGCUGCGUCGCGGACUCUGGAGGCCGAGCAAGUGAGCAGAAAAAGAUCGAGGGAAGAGGUCGUCGACAGCGAAACAGCAGGCGACGAAGGAGACAUGGAAAACGUCCCUGAGACGCUAGACGCGACAACGAGUCCAGGGAGUCGCCAAUACGACAAGAGCCCAAGCAACGGCGGCACCAAACCCCCUGCGACUGCGAAGAGUCGCGUGAUCCGCGAUCAGGCAGCCCUCGAGCGCCUUCUUCUCGCUCCUUUCCAGGACACACCGACCUGUUCGUGCACAGAUCGACCCUGUCCCUGCGACCGCCAACAGGUGGCGGAUAUGAUUUACCUUUUCUACGCGGUCCCGGCGCGCCAGCAGGCCGAAAGCAGCAAAGAGGGCAGCACACAGCGCCUGCAGUUCGCUGCUCGAGACACGAAUGAGAGGAAAGACGCGAGAACAGGGGAGGAAACACAGGGAGGAGAAACCGAGGCAAAGGAGGUCAUCCGAGACCCAGAAGAGCGGGGUGUAUGCGAGGGGUCCUCCUCUCAGAACGCUCACACACAGUUCGACGCAGAGACUGCGAGUUCCAGCAUGUCCUCAGAUCCGAGAGCUGACAAGGAAUCGAACGCACAAGAUGCACACAUGGCCGACAAGACGUCUUUUGUUUCCGACCUUCCCCAGCCCUCGGGAGAAUUCGCGCCGUCGCUGCUCUCUGAGACGUCGCUCGACGUGGCGAUGGCGGAUUCGAGGGGGACGACUUCCGAGAUUCAUGGCUUCUUCACGCGAUCGGAUGAGCAGAAACGAGCCUCGUUUUCAUCUUCUUCUCUUUUGGCUGCGGGACAUGCAGUGGCCUCGUUCUCGUCUUCGCUAGCCGGCGUCGUCUCCGGCGCUGGAGAGCGAAGGGAAUGCGCAGGCCCGAGCUUGGGGGACUUGUCGACCAUUGGGCUCUUGAGUCUGUCCUACCCAGCGAUGCUCGCUUUCAUUCUCCCUCUCCAGUCCCUCCUGCACAUGGUUUCCGGAAUGAUUUUGACUCUCCACAAGAAGCUAAUUCACCGCUUCAUUUGUGCGCAUCUUCGCCUCGUCCUGGAUGACGACAUGCGGCGCCCUGCAGGCGGCGCGUUGAAGAGCCGUGGAGCGCACGGCGAUACCGAAGCCGCAGAAGCACAGGUGGAGAGGAGGAGGAGAGAACAUGAGAGAGAAGAGACCACGAAUCUCGCCAUCGGGUACAGAGAAGGCAACGCGGAAGCAUCGAACACAUUCCCGCUCGUGGACACAGUCUCCUCCCUUCUGUCCCCUGGCAGCUUGCGUCAAGAGAACUCGGAAGUCGAGAGAAGAGACAACGACGAGGAACGGUUGGAGCUGAUCACGGGCAUCGCACGCGAAUCCCCAAAGCCCUCUGAAAAAGACAGUGUUUCCCCCUUCCUCUCGACAGCACCGUGCCCAGGAACAGAAGCCGAAUCAAGCGACUGCUCGGCCUCGUCAGCAUGCAGCGGCACCCCGACAGAGGGGACGGAAGGAGGCGAGACAGGAGAUAUCGCGUCUUUUCUCUCUCCUUCUGGCGACGUCAAGCAGACCAUCAUGCUCGCCUGAGGGCAGCAGGAACGCAUUUCCUUUUCAAAAUAUCGUGUACCUAGCCUGCUCUCUACUUCGCAAGGCUGCCAUGGAAGCGUUCUGCAGGGAAGGGCGGCAAAGGGAUAGGCAGAGACGCCCCAGAGGACUGGAGGAGGAUAAAGUACACACAGCGACAUACACUAGAUAGAGUUGGAAGAUGAAGGAGCGCCAGUGUCAGAGAGGUUACAGGAGAGUUCGCGGCAUUCGGUUUGAACAGCCGUUGUGGCUCUGUCGAGCUACGGCCCAUGCAGAGACUUCAGUCCCCUCGAGUUUUUGGUGCGAAGACUGGGAAGUUCGCACGCCUGCUUCCAUAUUUGCUGUGCCACUCUCGGCCUCGUGUAAGCACAAAUUGUUCGCGGGGGUUUCUGCUGCCUGUAUACUUUAAGGUGAGGUCGACUGUCGACCGAUUGUCGCGCGGCCGGAAGAAAGUAUUUGAACUUUGUUUCUUCUUCCUGGGUCCGCAUUUCUCCUUUUUCCGCAAGAGAGUGAUAGGUCUGUCUUCCGCCUCCACCUGUGUCUCGACAGGACGAGCCUGCGCGAGAAAGGAACUCCGUUUUUUUGCUGAACACUCAUGAGCAGCAGCCGAUUGCUUUCGUUUUUUGUUGCCUCGCCACGGUGGGAGGAAAGCAUCUGUUGACGGCGUGAAAAGAGUUUGUGGUCGCGCCUGUCCAGAGGCGCUCAAGGUGUCCGACGACCGCGGGCGUCCCUCCUCUACCUUCUAAACAAAGAGACGGUGAAGCACAUGUUUGUGAAGAGUCACCCGAAACCGAAACUCGUUCAAGGCCCGCCUCGCGGCCUGCAUCGUUCCUUGUUUUUCGGUGUCCUCCGCAGUCGAGCAAACACGCGGCGCAGCCUUCGACAGAAGGGCGGCAUCGUCUGUUCAACUCCCUUCAGUCUGGUGCGUGUGCCAUCACGACGGUUAUUUAUCCCGCUUCGCGAGGCGUUUCUCACGAAGGCGAUUGACGUUGCGGAUCCACUUGAAACCCGCAUUCACAGGUAUCUCGUUGUUUACCUGUAUACAUUUAUCUCCAUACAUGAACAUAUGUAUUUUGUCGUACAAAUAUAUACAUAUAUAUUUAUGUAUCUGUUAGCUCGUUCUCGGGAUCAACCGUGGGGUGCGGCCAUCUGUAUGUACAUGAAAUGUCUCUCCAGCGCCUCAAAUGCGUUGUAAGCGAACGGGUCGCCGUCGACACAAAUUUGAACGCGUUUCGCUGCGUCCGACAACUUUCACUUUCUGAAAGCAACGUGCGAAGAAACUGAGCAAGCCCUGCUACAGAACUCUGCGUCUUGCCUCAGCAACAGUCGCCUCUGGAAUUGCCUGCGAGACCCCCGCAGACGUUCACAGAGACUCCAGAGCUUUCCACGCGAACUCUUACCGUUGACACCAUCGCAGCUGCACUGAUUCACGC